AUGAAACUGCAUGUUUUGGAAAAGGUACGCAACAGUGGUACCGUAGGUACGUCUGUCCUUGUACCAGCGAUCAUAGCAUUAAUCUAUCAUGUCUACAGAAAAGAUAAAAAUGAUAGAGAAAGCCGAAUGAAGAUUGAAAAGUUUUUGGAGGAUUACAGAGCCUUUAAGCCCUUCAGAUAUUCAUAUGCUGAUGUUAAGAAGAUUACAAACCAAUUCAAGGACAAGCUUGGUGAAGGAGCCCAUGGAACAGUGGUCAAAGGAGAGCUUUCAAAUGACAUCCUUGUUGCUGUGAAAAUCCUAAACAACUCCAAAGGAAAUGGAGAAGAUUUUGUCAAUGAAGUGAGCACCAUUGGCCGAAUUCACCAUGUCAAUGUGGUUCGCUUGCUUGGAUUUUGUGCUGAUGGGUUUAGAAGAGCUCUUGUUUAUGAGUUCUUACCAAAUGACACACUACAAAAGUACAUUGCCUCCAUAGAUCAAGGCAAAAAAUGUUCUCUUGACUGGGAGACCAUGCAAGAUUUUACAAUGGGCAUAGCUAAGGGGAUCGAAUAUCUCCACCAGGGCUGCGAUCAGAGAAUCCUCCAUUUCGAUAUCAAGCCUAAUAAUGUCUUACUUGAUAAUAACUUUACACAUAAGAUUUCUGAUUUUGGUCUGGCAAAGUUAUGUUCCAAGGACCAAAGCUUGGUAUCAAUGACUACAGCUAGAGGGACCUUGGGGUACACAGCCCCUGAAGUUUUUUCUAUGAACUUUGGGCAUGUGUCUUAUAAGUCCGAUGUUUAUAGUUUUGGAAUGUUGUUGCUUGAAAUGGUUGUUGGGAGAAAAAAUGUAGAUGAGACUGCGGAGAAUGUUGACCAAGUUUACUAUCCAGAAUGGAUAUACAAUCUACUGGAAGAAGGAGAAGACUUGAGGAUCCAUAUUGAUGAUGAAGGAGAUGCCAAGGUUGCAAAGAAACUUGGAAUUGUGGGACUCUGGUGCAUUCAAUGGCAUCCCGGUGAUCGUCCUUCCAUGAAGACUGUGGUUCAAAUGUUGGAAGGUGGAGAUAAAUUAGCCAUGCCUCCUAAUCCUUUUGCCUCUACGGGUACAAAAAUGAUGAAUACACAUAUGCCAAAAGCAAAACGAAUAUGA
Molecule: messenger RNA, 1122 nt
Organism: Ziziphus jujuba (common jujube)
Lineage: Eukaryota; Viridiplantae; Streptophyta; Magnoliopsida; Rosales; Rhamnaceae
Product: rust resistance kinase Lr10-like
Exons: 2
Coding region: 1-1122 (373 amino acids)
Biological process (GO): protein phosphorylation
Molecular function (GO): protein kinase activity; ATP binding
Source: RefSeq, a predicted model, not a curated record